Messenger RNA from Aureococcus anophagefferens, 1086 nucleotides. RefSeq lists its product as hypothetical. The record is from RefSeq and is a predicted model, not a curated record. The coding region runs from base 1 to 1086 and encodes 361 amino acids. The transcript is spliced from 2 exons. NCBI's taxonomy places the organism in Eukaryota, Pelagophyceae, Pelagomonadales, Pelagomonadaceae.
AUGGCGUUCCGCACGUCCGCCGUGCGCUUCGGCGGCGCCGUCAAGGCGGGCGUCCAGCCCCACCUCGAGAUCUGGUGGAAGAAGAAGCCGAGCACCGGCGCGGUCGACGGCAUGACGACGCAGAUGAUCUCGCCCUUCGAGCUCCAGCCGACGCGGUCCCUCUGGGAGCAGUUCGGCCCGGCGAACUUCCUCAACAACUUCCCGUCCAUCUGGGACAUCGGGCCGGGCGCGGUCGCCCUCGUCGGCACGUACUACUGGGCCGACUGCACGGGGGCUCGCAACAUGCCAUCGAGACGUCAGCUCUUCAAACUCCCAUCGAGACGUGUGCUCCUCUGCUGCGCGUUCGCCGCCGCGGCGCCCGCACCCCCGAACACGACGACGCGCGUCGCGCAGCGCCAGCACGAGCAGCUCGUGCACCUCCACGAGCGCAAGCGCGAGGAGUUCCUCCGGCGGCACAACGCGACGGCGCCGCAGCGCGACGGCGCCGCGGCGCGCGCCGGGCCCCGCGCCCAGCACCGCGACGACGCCCCGGCGCCCGGCGAGAACGACGCCCACCGCGACGACGCCCCGCCGCGGCCGCACGCCCCGCCGCCGCCGCGCGCCGACCCGCCGCCGCCGCGGCUCGCGCCGUCGCAGCAGCUCGAGUGGGCGCUCGUCUCCGCGCCAAAGGCGUUCGUCGCCGCGCUGGGCCUCGCGCUCACCUACUGGGUCGCGCGCUGCAUCUACGGCACGGGCGCGCGAGAGGACCACGCCGCCAAGUCCGUCGAGCUGAAGCAGCUCGCGACGGCGACGUCGUCGUUCGAGGCCUCGAAUCGGCUGCCCGCGCGCCGCGCGCCGCCGCCGCCGCCGCCGCCGCCGCCGAAGCCGCCGUCGCCGACGAAGACCGACCGCCGCGCGGCGCGCGUCGCCGCGGAGGGGUCCCACGUCUGGGCCGGCGGCCGCCUCGUCGAGGGCGCGGCGGGCGCCGCGGCCGCGCGGGACCCGGAGGCCCACGACGAGCGCGACCUGCCGACGGACUCCGAGGACAGCUGGCUCGCCGUGGACCCGCCCUCCGAGGACGACGCGCGACGAGGCGGGGGCUCGUAA